Corticium candelabrum is the source of this 7248-nucleotide messenger RNA. RefSeq lists its product as uncharacterized. The transcript is spliced from 42 exons. The record is from RefSeq and is a predicted model, not a curated record. Bases 35 to 7105 code for a protein of 2356 amino acids. NCBI's taxonomy places the organism in Eukaryota, Metazoa, Porifera, Homoscleromorpha, Homosclerophorida, Plakinidae. Gene Ontology annotation, cellular component: plasma membrane. Gene Ontology annotation, molecular function: heparin binding; serine-type endopeptidase inhibitor activity.
AGUUCAUUCGCUGCCGCUCGUUGCUGCGACGAAGAUGACCACGAAGAUCUCUCUCAUUGCAUUGGCCCUCGCGGUCAUGCAAUGCUCCGGCGUCCUAGUCGACUACUCAGACCCCUGCGCAGGCGUGCGCUGUCCCAAGCUCACCUGCAGCUUCGGAGCUGCGGUGCGACGCGAAGGCAAAUGCUGCGCCGAAUGUGAAGAUCCUUGUGUGAAGAAGACGUGCCCGGAGUUCACGCGCUGCGUCAGCGACGAGUACAACACGAGGGCGUGGUGCGAGGAGACGUGCGAGUGGAACGGCAAGUGUGCGGAUGACGAGAUCUGCGAGGUUGUGAGCCUUCCUGUGCAUGAGGGAUGCAGCAAGACGACAACAUGCAAGCGCACCGAUCACUGCAAAGUGGCGCCGACAUCUAUCGAAGAUUUCUGCUUCUCAUGGGAUGGCACCGAUCGAUGUGUCCGUCAAGGCAUGCCGUUCUGCACUCACAUCGACGUCAAAGACACGACCGGCCCUUGGAAAUCUGUCUACAUCUGCAGUUGUAAAGAUUGGGGCAUGAAGUGGAGCAACUACGGACCGAUUUCGGGCAUGACGUGUACCUGGAUGUCCGAACCGAUGAAGACCUGGUGGGGCAACCAACGAUAUCUGUGUGUGCCAGAGUGGUGGUCGUUCUCUUUCAUUUGGUCCCACAGUGGAAUCCCGAUGUCCAUUCAGUCGUCUGACUGCAUGGAAUGGUCGAUCUCUGGUGACCGUUCGUGGAAGGAAAAUCAUCUGUGCAAAGUGACUCCUCUUAGUCUCUCCGAAUUCAAGUUUUCAAACGACGGUCCCAUACCAUCAUGGGAGUGCCACAAAUUGUGGCAGCCCAUCACUGGUCGCACAUUCACCGGUGGCUGGGACAACAACUACAUAUGUACGAGUCGUGAUGUUGGCAUGACGGUGAACUUUAGAGAGCCAAUCGAGGGAAUGUCAUGUACAUGGGUCAAACGCUGUAAUAUGACGUCUUGGUGGCCUGAACCAUACGUGUGUGUGCCAUACUGGUGGGAUUGGUCUGUUGAGUUCUAUUCUGAUGAGACGUCGUAUAGCCACUUGCAGUGUGUGGAUUGGAGUGAGCCUGAAGACAUGGAGUGGUCAGGAGCUAUCUGUUCAGAAAAGAAAUGUCCCAUCACAAAAUGUAAAGAUUGGUGUCCAAACGGCUACAUAUUUGAUGACUCUGGCUGCAUGACAUGCAAAUGCAAACCAGAUUGGUGCGCGUUUGUUCAAUGCCCGAAAACAAUGUGUAAGAACGUUGUCUGGAAAGAUGGUGAAUGCUGCCCAAAAUGCGCAGACGAAAUGAUGGCAAUGUCUUGUCCAACACUCUACGACUGUCCCUGGAGAUGUUCUUACGGCUUCAAAAAAGAUUCAUCAGGCUGCGAUAUGUGCGAAUGCAGGGAGAACCCAUGUGACGUCAACGAUUGCUCUCGACAUCAGGAAUGUGUCGUUGACCCAACCACCUUUAAGGCAAUGUGUUGGGACACAUGUAAGAACAAUGGACCAUGUGAGGAGACUGAAGACUGUGUGAUGAAGACACCAUGGUGUGAUACGGAUGUCUGUCGACCUGUUGCUGUUUGUGAGCCUAGAAAGUCAAAGAUGAUGAUGAAAUGCAACAGGACAUGUCCUGGAGGCCAUCGGUGGCGUACUGCUUCCAUGUGCACCUGCAAACCAGACCAUUGUGCCACAGUAAAGUGUCCAGCAACGCCAAUGUGUGAAUCACCAGUGUACGUCAACAACGAGUGCUGUUCAAGAUGUCCACCAGUUUGUGCUCAAGUCAACUGCACACAUGCUUGCAAAUUCGGAUACGAACUGGAUGACUUCGGAUGUCAAUCAUGCAUUUGCAAGCCUCGUAGCUGUUGGAAUGUGGCUUGUCCGGAAUUGGAUUGUGCUGAGAAAGUGAGCGUUUAUGGUCAAUGCUGCAUGAAGUGCAAGAAAGAUGUUGUCACAAACUGUCCACUGAUGAAGUGCGUUCCUUGUCCAAACGGCUACUACACUGACUCUAACGGAUGUCCAACAUGUACCUGCAAACCAGACUACUGCAGUGGCAUCGCAUGCCCCUCAUUGACGUGUGCAAACGGUGCGACUCCAAUCUACAGGCAAUGGUCAUGCUGUGCUGUGUGCCCAGAGAACGACGUCUGUCCGAAGAAGACUUGUGACAUGUGGUGUCCUGGUGGAUAUGAGUAUGACGUCAAUGGGUGUAUGAUGUGCAAAUGUAAGCCAGACUAUUGUCAAACUGUUAAGUGCAAGUGGCCAACGGAGUGUACCAAGCCGGUUUAUGUGCCCGGUAAAUGCUGUCCACACUGCUCGACAGUAGAGCCCAUGGUCGCAUUCUCUUCUGGCUACAUCAGCAAGUACUGGAAUGUACACAUCGGUCACUGGAUGACAGACAUAAAAACAUGGAACACAGACUACGCCAACAAAGCAGAAGUUGUUAAGCAAUGCAGAGCAAUGUACCCAGGUAUGGUGUUUUGGGAUGCACAACUCUCCACAGAGUAUGUGGUCAUCAAAGAUUGGUGCUCUACCAACCGAUCUCCUCGAUCUCAAUGUAACAACAGCACAAACAUGUGCACUAAGAGUCGUCGAGUGCAACCGUAUCGUUGCAUCGGAUCUGACAUGCAAUGGCCUGUUGACUUCCACUUUGGCUAUGAAGGCAUGUCUAACUGGGAUCAAUCUAACUGGAACUGUGAGACAAUACGACCAGAUUCUGGAUACAACACACACAACUAUUUCUGCAGUCGUUGGCAGAUGCCUAUUCGAUGGAGUUUCACUGGUCCAAUAGCUUCAAUGCAAUGCGUCAAGGUGACCGAGCCGAAGGAUACCACCUGGUCAUGGAAAAACACAUACAUGUGUCUCCCAAAGACGUUUCAGUAUCGUCUCAGAUGGUUCAGUGAUGGUCUGCCAAGUGAUUGGAAUAAACAUCAUGAGUGUAUGAGGUGGCCGUUGAUGGUUGAUGGGAAAGUUGGUAUGAGCUGGGAAGACAAUUGGAUGUGUCUUGAUACGUACGACUGGAACAAAUGGGAUAAUUUUGUGUGCAACAAAUCUUGUAGUUUUGGAUUCAAGACGACUGCCGCAGAAACAGAAUCAUCGAAUCCCAAGCUUGUGUGUGAAUGCAAAGAAGAUCCUUGUGUUGGACAUGAAUGUAACGAGUUUCAGGAAUGUCAGUGGGAUAGAUGGACUGGCAAGCCAUGGUGUGUUGACUCGUGUAAGAACAACUGGAAGUGCGGCGCAACAGAGACAUGUGAACUUCGCACUCCAAGCUGUUGGUCAGAACCAUGUCAUCCUGUGGCCGUGUGCAAACCAAGAUGCCAUUCAUGGAAGACGUGCAGUCUGUCAUGUCCAGCUGGUUUCGUGUCCGACGUUAACGGUUGGCCAAUGUGUAAAUGUCGUCCGAUGAACUGCUCACACGUUACGUGUCCUCGUCCGAUGUGUGACAAGCCGGUGAUGAUCGAAGGCGAAUGUUGUCCGGCAUGUCCUGCACAAUGCAAAUGCAUGAGGGUCACAAGAUGGUGUGCAAGUGGAUACGAGAUGGACGAGUGGGGUUGUUAUAUGAACAAGUGCAAGCCAGACAAGUGUGUAAACGUGACGUGUCCUCGUCUCAACUGCACGAAACCCAUCAAUCUUGUUGGUGAGUGUUGCCCCAAGUGUUCAGAAGAGUUUGUGCACAAGUGUCCAGAGUGGACCUGCACUAAUAAGUGUCCUGGAGGAUAUUAUGUUGAUCGGUGGGGCUGCAAGACGUGCACUUGCAAACCAGAACACUGUGCCAGUGUGACAUGUCCAGCCACAACUUGUACAUUCGUCAGACCCGGUCAGUGCUGUGCCGACUGCAAACAAGACGUGUGUCCACAUCGACAAUGCAAACUCUACUGCAAGAAUGGAUACGAGUUCGACAUGAAUGGAUGUCCACUGUGCAUGUGUAAACCAAGAGUCUGUUCAACGUGGAAUGCAGGGCGGAUUGUGACUGCACCGAAGUGCGAUCAUCCUGUCAGCUUGAUGGGUAAAUGUGGAUGGCAUUGCCCGACAUGGUCAAGAGGUCACCAAUGUCCUGAACUCUACUGCUCUAAUCCUGUCUACGUGAACGGUCACCCCUGCCCUCGAUGCCCGUCUCGAUGUACGAAGGACACGAAGUGUGAGCAACCGUGUCCAAAUGGUUAUGUGUGGGACAGAGAUGGCUGCAUGACGUGCAAGUGUCGUCCGUCGUCGUGCAGCAAUGUGACGUGUCCUCACACUGAGUGCAGUUACCCGGCGUGGGAGACAGGAUCGUGCUGUCCAACGUGUGCAGAAACCUGUGACAAGUCAUCCUGCACUCCUUGCCCAGUCAACACAACCCCAGUCACCAUCAAAGGCAGCUGCUGCCCACAAUGCAUGAACAUGGUACCCACCAUGCUCUACGUCUGUCCAGCCGUCUACAACUGCACAAACGCAUGCCCCGGUGGCUACGAAUACGACCUGUUUGGAUGUCCAACUUGCGUUUGCAAACCAGACUCGUGUAGGACUGUACAGUGUCCGGCUCGUUUCAAGUGCGAUCAUCCGGUUCAUUAUGAGGGCGAGUGCUGCAAGCGAUGUCCGUCUCAGUUCAAGUACACGCUACAGAAUCGUCUGACUGGAUAUCUGUAUAAGAGUUGUCCGAAACUGAAGUGCGAACGGCCGGUGUUUAUGGAAUGGCAAGAGUGUCCUGUGUGUGCUAUGAGACCUUCCUUCCCUGCUGACUUCCGAUUCGUUCCCUCGUGGCUCUCAAAGGAAGCCUCUGAACACGACUGGCUCGGAUGGGAGAAAACACCAAUGACAUGGGAAAACAGCACAACAACAAGCUACAUGAUGUCGUCCAUGCCAACCGGCAUGCGGUGGUCAACCAGUGGACCAAUUCAUGGCAUGCGCUGCACGUAUGUGGGGCCACCAGAGGCAAACUACUGGGACAAGAAGACGUGGCUGUGCUGGCCUGAAUGGUCGGAUGUUCGUGUGAAGUUCUAUUGGGACAUGGCAAAACCGGUUGAGCCCGUCAGUCGGUGUAUGAGGAUUAAGGAUGUCGAUUCAAGUUGGCCAGUUAGCUGGCUUUGCGCUAAUGACAAGAAAAUGAGCUGGUGGUCCGACUUCCAGUUCUCCUACUUGGAUUCCACAUUCUGGACCAACUUGGGAUGGACAUGCCUUGCCAUCACUCCACAGAGCACCAAGUAUGGCUGGAACGAUAACUUCAUGUGCACAAGGAAGGACCUUGGCUGGCGGUGGAGCAACUCUGGUCCGAUCGAAGGGAUGGACUGCACUUACAUGGAUUCGGAUGCGAAGACUUGGGGAGAGAACAACUAUCUGUGUGUUCCAGUGACGUCCAAGUGGGAGUUGCUGUGGAGCAACAAACCGCAGAAAAACAUGCAUUGUGUAUGGUGGAAAGAGCCGAGUCACAACAGCUGGGGAGAGCAUUACCUUUGUCUAUUCAAGAAGGAGUGCAGAGAUGCUGACAGGCAGAUCAAACAGACGUGUUCAUUGGAAUGUUCUAAUACUCUUGGAUAUGCACUUGACCAGGAUGGCUGUCCAAUUUGUCAAUGCCGACAAGAGGCGACUUGCAAAGACAAGAUGUGUUGGUUUGGUUUUAAGAAAGACGAGUUUGGUGUUGACACGUGUGAAUGCAGACCAUGGCCAUGUCCUGACAUGUCAUCUUGUGACAAGACAUGCACUAAUGGAUUCGAAUACUCGACCUUGACUGGCUGUGUAACCUGUCAAUGCAAACCAAAUAAAUGUGAUAGUUCAGAGAUGCUGGUGAGUUGGUUUGAGGCCAGACGUUGGUGCAGUCAUCCAGUUAGUAUGACGAAAUCGUGUGAAUACAAGUGCCCAAUGGAUCAUAGCCCAUCACCGUGGUGUGCAUCUGGUCAGUGUCCAGUUUUGACUUGCAAAAAUCCAGUGAAAGUUGAAGGAGAAUGCUGUGCAAAAUGCAAACCACAGUGUCCACAGGUCAAGUGUCCUAAACCUUGUGAGCACGGCUACCGGCAGAAUUUCUUUGGUUGUCCAACAUGCCAAUGCAACCCCAAACCCAUUUCGUCAAUGUCGUGGCUGACCAAGUGUCCGCUGAGGAAAUGUGCUGCUUGCUCUUUCGGAUAUUACACUGAUUGGAUGGGAUGCCAGACUUGCAAGUGUGUACCAGAAAGCUGUGCUUCAGUCAGCUGUCCAACUCCAACUUGCCCUAAUCCAGUCUACAAGUCAGGCCAAUGCUGCGGUGUCUGUGAACAAUCAACAUGCCCUCGGUUGUUGUGCAAACGGUCAUGCCCAGACGGAUACGAAUACGAUGAGAACGGAUGCCCAACCUGCAGCUGCAAACCAGCUGACUACAUGUGGUGGUGGCAACAGUGCAAGGAUUCGUGGUCGUGUAGCUCGGAGAAGUCAUGGCCAUGGUCAUGGUGGAGGAACGAUGCCUGGUGGUGGCGUAACAACGCAGGGAGUUGGCGUAACGACACAUGGUGGUGGGAUUGGUGGCAGUCAAUGGACUGUGACAACCCAGUGAGUGUUUGGAGUCAGCACAAACCUUACUGCCCUAAGAAAGAAGGCGAAUGUCCACCUCGGUGGUGCUCCGAAUCAUGUCCCUAUGGCUACAAGAAGGACAAGUGGGGAUGCGACACGUGUCAGUGUAUGGACAAACACUUUGCUCAGUGUCCUGCGAUGACGUGUGAGCUGACGUGUACAAACGGAUAUCAGAAGGAUUCCGAUGGCUGUGACACGUGUCAGUGCAAGGUGACAGAGAAAGUUCGAACGUGUCCACCUCGGUGUACGUACGACUUUUGUAUGAAAAACCUUCAUUCGUCCUGCUCAGUGGCAGAGGAAGAUCUCGACAUGGAAUACAAGAGCGGACGGUGUAGCGGCACGUCCACCUGCUGCAUCACAUCAUGUCGAGCAUGCCAUUUCGGCUCCGUCACCUCUGUCAAAGACCAGUGCACGCGAUGCAGCACCAACGACGUCGAGUGCAUCUUCCAUUUCGGACACUGCGCUCGCAAUCACUGGUGCACAUCACUCGGAACCGUAGACGUCACACACUACCCCUGCGUUCGCUAUGGAGAGCGUCGUAGCGGCGUGUUCCGGUGCUCUUUGCCUUGGUGGGUUUGAGUUGGUUUGGGACUUGAGUGUGGCAGGGAUGGUGUAGCUGAACUUCCUAGUUGACUGAAAGACUGAAGUUUGCUAGUGCUUUAGUGUCUCGCAUCUUGUCUGUUGUAGCAUUUGUCACGUGAAUCGAUGGUUAUCGCAUUGCA